Chlorocebus sabaeus (green monkey) is the source of this 2623-nucleotide messenger RNA. RefSeq names its product fibronectin type III domain containing 7 (gene FNDC7). The record is from RefSeq and is a predicted model, not a curated record. Gene Ontology annotation, molecular function: protein binding. Lineage: Eukaryota; Metazoa; Chordata; Mammalia; Primates; Cercopithecidae.
AAUUACUCUACCACAUCAACAAUUUUCUGUGCAGCUUUCUAACGUUUUUAUUUAGACAGAAAUUGUUUUAAAAAGAAGGUUACUUUGAAACCAAGGUUACAGUAGCUUUUUGGCCUGCUUGGCAUGGCUUUCUCCAACUCUCUUCUUUUCAGUUUUUGCAAUACCUGUCCCUGCCAGUCUCCAAGUGUCCCUAGUCAGCUCCACACUGAAGGGGAGGAGCUACUUCCUAGGGUCUCUUCCCAGCAUCACAGCCCCACAUCCCAGCGACCAAUGGUGUUGUACUCCUGGGGGCCAAAGAGGACCCUGAUUACUUUGUUUUGUGCCAUGUGAGUACUAUGUCCAACAGGAUGGCUGGUGGACGGGAGACAUGUUGGACUUUGAUUGGAUUCCUUCUUAUCUGUCUGAAAAUGGUUGCUUCAGCAAAAUCAGCUCCUGAAAUACCCACUAUUGAUCAGGCAUAUUCAAAAAUCAGCAACAGUAUCACUGUAGAAUGGGCUACAGUGCCGGGUGCCACCAGUUACCUCCUCACAGCUGAAGACGGGGACACAGUCAUUGAAACAAUGGUGGCCAAUUCCCCAGGCACUGUGACGGGACUAAAGGCUGCAACCUUGUAUGAAAUCACCAUCAGAUCCAUCAGUGCUGCUGGGAGAAGCCAGGCAUCACCUCCAAAGCAGGCAAAGACAGUGUUGGCUGCACCAAUUCUUGAAGUAAGCUCUCCAAGUUCAGACUCCAUUCUUGUGCAGUGGGAAGCUGUAUAUAUGGCAAUUGGAUUCUCUGUGUCCAUUAUGCGAGCCAAUGGCUUGGGGAGUAUAUGGAAAGAGAAUACUACAAACACCUCCUUGACAUUCACCAGUUUAGAAGCCGGGACUCUCUACACCAUAAAGGCCUAUGCAUGGAAUGCCAACGGAAUCCCUGGGGACGACUCCACCUGCAAUCAAAGAACAAGUCCUCGGGCCCCUGCCAACAUUCAAGUCUCUUUCGAUAGUGGAGCUCUGAAGGCAUCUUUUUCAUGGGCACUGGCAGAAGGAGCUUUCAAUUAUACUGUGAUGGCUUUGAGUGACUCUUCAGAGCUGACCUGCAGCACAGCUUUCAGUUCCUGCACCAUCUCUUCCCUCCAGUGUGGAACUGAAUACCUGAUUUCAGUUUCAGCAAGUAAUGAUGCUGGAUCUAGCAAAUCAUCUUCAACAGUGACCCUGAAAACUGUUGCUUGUGCACCUGGAAGAGUGACGAUCCAAGAAGAUCCCCCCGGCCACCUGUCUGUGGCUUGGUCCAAUGUAGAUCUGGGUGACUACUAUGUGGUCUUUGUGAAGAGUGAUGACGGCUUGGAAGUACACUGCAACACAUCUCUCACUGAGUGCAAUUUCUUAUCUGAGUGUGGCUUCACCUAUUUUAUUAGUGUUUUUGCCUAUAAUAAGGCAGGGCAAAGUCCUUUGGGUGACAUAUUCAAUUAUACCACAGCUCCCUGUUGCCCUAGUGACAUUAACCCCGUGUUGGUGUCCAGUGACAGAGUUGAGAUUGUGUGGUCUCCCGUCCGUGGUGCCGAACUGUAUGAAACCAAGGCUGCAGAUGGGUACAACACGGUUGAAUGCAAUGACACUGUUCCCGCGUGCACCCUUUCAGCUCUAGAGUGUGACACUAAGUACAACAUCACGGUGUAUUCAUUCAGUGAAGUCCGAGGCAGCAAUAUGUCAUGUACUCCCCAGUUCAUAACCACAGCUCCUUGCAGUCCUGAAAUAAAAAAUGUUUCAAGGGAUGCAUUCUCCACGAUUAAUGUGCACUGGCGAUCCACUAAUGAUGACGCUACUUACACUGUGACUGCCCAGGGGGAGAAAGGACUAUAUCAGUGCAGCAGCAUGGGAGAGUCCUGUACCAUGCGGGGCUUGCCCUGUAGCUCAGUGUUCUCUGUCACUGCUGUGGCUGAAACACAGGCAGGACGGAGCCUGCCCAGCUACAGUGUUCCCCUGGAAACAGUGCCGUGCUGUCCAACUGGUCUGACAGUAACUCAAAUCACCCAGUCAGUAAUCAACGUGAGCUGGACUAUUGGGAGAGUGGCUCAAACCCAUGUGGCAGUUCUGGAGUCACACACUGGACAGUCUAAGUGUCACACUCAUCAAAACUACUGCCUCCUGGGAUGCAUCACAUGUGGCGUCAAUUACACAGUGACAUUAAAAGCAAUUAGCGCCACGGGGUUGACUGCGGAUUGCUCCUACCAAAGUUAUUUCUCUGGUGCCUGCUGCCCUUUGGGGGUGAAAUUAUAUAGACUGGGCCCUAACGGCAUCCGGAUCUACUGGCAAGCCUCCAGGGGCUCUGCCAGUUACAGCACUGACCUCUACGGCUCCAAAGGCAUUUUCACGUGCACCCCGAGUGCUGGCCUCAGUUUCUGUGAUGUCACUGAGAUACCCUGUGGGGAUGUAUACACUGUGAUGGUCUCACCAGUUGCUGAAACAGGAUUGAAGCUUACUUUCUGUCCAAAAAAAAUAUAUUCAGGUAAAGCAAGUUAUGACAGUUUAUCUAAAACUAACCCUGAACUCAGAUCUGUGAAUUAAGAUGCAGUCAAACUUAUUUGCUAUGUAGGAAGGGCACAGAGGGUAUAAAAUUUCUUUCUUUCUUUUUUUGUUUUUUU